AUGAAGGCUACGUUCCAGAUGAGUGAUCUGGGGUUGCUCCACUACUAUCUUGGUCUGGAGGUAACCCAGCUCGAUAGCGGCAUCACUUUGGGACAAAGUGCAUACGCGGCGAAGAUCCUAGAGAACGCCGGGCUGACUGGGUGCAAUCCCAGUUUUAUCCCCAUGGAGCCACGCCUCAAGCUGAGCAAGGAGAGCACUGCGUCCGCUGUCGACGCAACAGCGUACAGGAGCAUUGUUGGCUCCCUGCGCUACCUGGUGAAUACCAGGCCAGACCUGGCCUACUCGGUGGGCUACGUGAGCCGCUUCAUGGAGAAGCCGACCACCAAGCACCUGGCAGCUGUGAAGAGGGUGCUGCGGUACAUCGCCGGCACUCUGGACUACGGCUGCUUCUACACGAGGAAGGAGAAGGACACGCACCUCGUCGGUUUCAGCAACAGUGAUCUUGCCGGGGACAUCGACACCCGCAAGAGCACCACUGGCGUCAUCUACUUCCUCGGCAAGAACGUCAUCACCUGGCAUUCACAGAAGAAAAGGUCGUUGCUCUGUCCUCAUGGGGUGUGGCUGGCGCGUCUCCUAGCUGAGCUGAAGGGCAAAGAGAAAGGCGUGGUGAAGAUCAACAUCGACAAUCAGUCCACUGUUCAACUCAGUAAGAACCCUGUCUUCCACGAUCGCAGCAAACAUAUAGAUACAAGAUUUCAAUUUAUUCGUGAGUGCAUCGAAGAAGGAAGGGUGUGCGUUGCCUCCAUUGGCACCACUGAGCAACUGGCGGACCUCAUGACGAAGGCUCUGGCACGCGAACGUUUCUGUGAUCUGCGCGCCAGGCUCGGCCUCGUCAAUCUCAAGCAGAUAUGCAAGGCUUAG
This is a messenger RNA of Panicum virgatum (switchgrass), 861 nucleotides long. RefSeq lists its product as uncharacterized. The coding region runs from base 1 to 861 and encodes 286 amino acids. The record is from RefSeq and is a predicted model, not a curated record. NCBI's taxonomy places the organism in Eukaryota, Viridiplantae, Streptophyta, Magnoliopsida, Poales, Poaceae. The transcript has 2 exons.